UUACCCGGAAAUGCAGCGAGGCCGAGGCCGGCCAGCGUCUUGUACCUGUUCCGCUGGGAUAGCUGUUUGACAGUGUGCUUAUGUCUCUCUGUUCAUUUGCUUUCGCUUUAUUUAUUUUUUUUUGCAUCGGACUCCGCUGAAACGAUCGAAUAUUCUCAAAAUGGCGUUAUCCAACUUGGAGCAGGGCAAUCCCGAAUCCUUCAUAUCGAAGGCGGUGAGAAUCGCUUGCGUGGUGGCUAUAUACUGGUUCAUAUCGAUCACUAUGGUCUUCCUAAACAAGUACUUGUUGGACAGUCCGGAUCUGAGGCUGGACGCGCCCCUGUUUGUCACUUUCUUCCAGUGUUUCGUGACAGUGUUACUCUGCUGGCUGCUGAAUCUGCUCAGUGUCCUGUGCCCCGGUACGGUGGAGUUCCCUUCGAUUAGGUUCGACCCUAAGAUUUCCAGGGAGAUCCUCCCUUUGUCCCUGGUCUUCAUCGGAAUGAUUACUUUCAACAAUCUGUGCCUCAAGUACGUCGGAGUGGCGUUCUAUAAUAUUGGGCGUUCCUUGACCACUGUCUUCAACGUCCUUCUGUCCUAUGUGAUUCUGAAACAGACCACAUCGUUCAGGGCCAUCUUGUGUUGUGGGAUCAUUAUAGGUGGUUUUUGCCUGGGAUUAAAUCAGGAAGGUGUAGCAGGCAGUCUGUCCUGGUUUGGAGUAAUGUUUGGUGCGAUUGCCAGUUUAUGUGUAUCCCUGAAUGCCAUAUACACAAAGAAGGUUCUGCCAGCUGUAGACGGCAGUAUCUGGAGAUUGACCUACUACAACAAUGUCAACGCCUGUAUACUCUUUCUUCCAUUGAUUACAAUCACUGGGGAAUUGAAGACUUUGUAUUACUUUGACAAGAUGAGCAGCGCUAACUUUUGGGGUGUGAUGACCUUGGGAGGUGUGUUUGGUUUUGCAAUUGGAUACGUCACAGGGCUGCAGAUUAAAUUCACCAGCCCCUUGACCCACAAUGUCUCUGGUACGGCCAAAGCAUGUGCACAAACUAUUCUGGCAGUGUUUUACUAUGAAGAAGUGAAGACCUAUCUCUGGUGGACAAGUAACAUAAUGGUCCUCGUCGGCUCCUUUGCAUACACCUGGGUAAAGGGACGAGAGAUGAAGGAAGUGCAAGAUGAGACACUAAACAAGAACCGCGAGAGGAGUGAGGCCGGAGUCUAAAAUAUGGGUAUUCGAUCAGACUUGAUCUACAGUGGAAGCUUGAUUGUCUGCCAUGGUGGAGGGGUGCCCAGAUGGUUAGAGAAUGGAAAGUGGCCAACAAUCAAGAUUUCACUACAACUCUCCCCUUUUAUAGCACUCCCUCUUUAGCUGACCAACGAGAUGGACUGUCUGCUUGAAUGGGCGAUCAAUAUUAGCUGACCUGCCCACAUCAAGUUCUCCAGACUGCCCAUGCACUCAACGCCUUUGCCGCCAAUGACCAGCGAUAAACAUUAAACGCAUCGUGCUCAAUCGCAGCAAUAUCUUCAGCAGCUACCAUAAUGCCAAUAUCAACAACUUUGAAGCGAAUGGAAAGCUGGUCCUAUGUAAGGGCACCCUCUAAGCUGCUGAGUAGCCAAAUGGCUGAUUAUUGACCUCCGGCAACUGGAUUUGCUGUCAGAUGCACUAACACACCACUCCUGUUAUCCAAGUUCAUGAUUAUCUCUUGAAAUUCUUGUGGUUAAAUGAAAUUUUACUGUUCAUUAAUUACAAAAACUCCAGGGAAUACUUUUUUUCAUUGGCUAUAACUUGGAGAUUUGUUUAGAGGAGUUGUUCAUUUAGCAUUUUCAGAAAUUGGUGGUCUUUCUUAUACUGCUACACUCCCAAAGAACCUCUUGUGAAAGCUGAAAUUGCUUUUGCCCCAUUCCUUGCUUGAGUAUACCUGGAAUCAGUGUUUCACGUGGAAACUCUCUUCCCUCCCCCUGCACAUACUCGUCUAACCUUCUCUUAAAUGUAUCUAUUAUUUGCCUCAGUCACUCCAUUAUACUGAGUUCCACGUUUCGCACCACUCCUUUUGGUAAAGACGUUUCCUCUGAGUUCCCUAUCUGAUUCCUUGGUGACUAUUUUAUAUUAAUGUUCUCUGGUUUUGCUCUUUCCCACAAGUGGGAACGCUCUUGUGUUCUGUGUAGCAUUGGGAGUAAUGAUGGGGCUGGUGUUUAAGUAGCAAUUAGAAAAUUCAAAGAGGUCCAGCGUUAUCGAAGGAGGUUUUUUUAAUUUGUUUGAAGGGAUAUGCAUUGUUUUUUUUUAAACACUGUAAGGGCAGAGAGCAUCUUCAGGAUAACGAGAGCCUGAGAGGCGUUCUUGUGAGUUUUGCCUGAAGUAAUAUGAUUGUAUAAAUUAUUUUUUAUAUUUUCAUUGAAAGGGAAAACACAUGCAGCAGGGUUGAAAAGCACUAUUUGAUUGUUGGGGAUUUUCUGUGUGUACUGUGCAAUGGGUCUGUGCCUGCCAAUUAAAAUUUGUCUAAAACAUCUUUGAUAUUCUGAAAAUAAACUAAAUUUUUUUUAUUGCUA
This is a messenger RNA of Carcharodon carcharias (great white shark), 2520 nucleotides long. RefSeq names its product solute carrier family 35 member C1 (gene slc35c1). The transcript has 3 exons. Lineage: Eukaryota; Metazoa; Chordata; Chondrichthyes; Lamniformes; Lamnidae. The record is from RefSeq and is a predicted model, not a curated record. Gene Ontology annotation, biological process: GDP-fucose import into Golgi lumen; protein O-linked glycosylation via fucose. Gene Ontology annotation, cellular component: Golgi apparatus. Gene Ontology annotation, molecular function: antiporter activity. Bases 161 to 1195 code for a protein of 344 amino acids.